This is a messenger RNA of Harmonia axyridis, 1640 nucleotides long. It is a transcript of the gene Clic, whose product is annotated as chloride intracellular channel exc-4. The coding region runs from base 95 to 877 and encodes 260 amino acids. Gene Ontology annotation, biological process: chloride transport. Lineage: Eukaryota; Metazoa; Arthropoda; Insecta; Coleoptera; Coccinellidae. The record is from RefSeq and is a predicted model, not a curated record. Gene Ontology annotation, cellular component: apical plasma membrane; cytoplasm. Gene Ontology annotation, molecular function: chloride channel activity. The transcript has 3 exons.
GAGCCCACUUUUCAGUUGCGAGAGAAGUGGCAAGUCCUGUAGUCGUGCGGUUUUGCAAGUGCCUAUAUCAAGUGAACCUAUUAAAUUGGAAAACAUGUCGGAUGAUAUCGUUGAAAAUGGACACGAGGAGAACGGAGAUGUUCCAGAAAUUGAGCUGAUAAUCAGGGCUUCUACAAUCGAUGGAAGACGAAAAGGAGCGUGCCUGUUUUGCCACGAGUACUUCAUGGAACUGUACCUGCUGGCCGAACUGAAAACCAUCAGCCUCAAAGUGACCACAGUCGACAUGCAGAAGCCACCACCUGAUUUCCGCACCAAUUUCGAAGCAACCCCACCGCCCAUUUUGAUCGACAGAGGCUUGGCUAUAUUGGAAAACGAAAAAAUUGAGAGACACAUCAUGAAGAGUGUACCUGGCGGCCACAAUCUAUUCGUACAGGAUAAAGAAGUAGCAACCCUCAUCGAAAACCUCUACACCAAAUUCAAGAUCUACAUAACGAAAUACGAGUCAACAGAUACCAACGAAGCCAGUCAACCGUUGCUGUCUCAACUAAUGAAGAUCAACGAUUUCCUAGCCAAAAGAGCCACCAGGUUCCUCACAGGAGACACAAUGUCCUGCUUCGACUGUGAGCUGAUGCCCAGGCUGCAGCACAUCCGCAUUGGGGCCAAAGCCUUCCGAAAUUUCGAGAUCCCCACCAAAUUCUCAGCCCUUUGGCGAUACAUGUUCAACAUGUACGAGCUGGAAGCCUUUAGGCAGAGCUGCCCCGCAGACCAAGACAUCAUCAGCCACAUCAAGAACCAACUGGGCCUGAGGACCAAAGCCCGAAUAGAACUCGAGACCCCAGUCUACAGUACCUCAAUACCCAUACUGAACGAGGCGUAAUGUGUGUAGAGGUCUUCCUCUUCGAUAACCCUAAUCAAUGCCCAGAGCAUUAUUGUUUUUAGAACUUUAUUUUUUCAUUUGCUUGUUAUUUCUGUUGAAGACACAUCGACGUUGAAAAUUGUGGUUACCCAUACUGUUUGAGUUGCCCGUGAAAUUGUUGUUAUCGAAAUUUGUAGCUUUUCUAAAUUUAGGCAUUAAAAUAGAUGUAAAAUUUUAUACGAGGAGCGCGUUUGAUACUUGUAGUUUUGUAAGCUUCCCAAGCUUCUAUAUACCUACCUAAUCUGUCAUCGCAAACCAUGCAAUUGUGGUAAUUUAGUUUUAUCUACUUAUUUUCAUCCAACAUUUUCAUCGAUCAUUAUUGUUGAUGUUUAUUUUUAAAUUCAUGAAGCCAAAUUGGAUGUUCGUUAAGUUUUAAUCUUUCAAUAAUUCUGAUUCUAGAAUUUAAUAUAUUUGAAUUCAAUAUUACAUAGGAACGAAUGCCUUUUUUACUAGUUCACAUCUGUAUAUAUUAACUUAUACUUUCAGUAUUCAAUUCAAUGUAUCCUUUUUUUUUUUGAAUUAGUAAAAAUGUGUUUCAGUUCGGAAUUUAUCCCCUGAAUAACUUGAUUCAAAAUGGAUUCCAGGUUUUUAUUGUUGUCAAAUCAUCAGAACUUUACGUUUUCUACAGGUUUUUUAUCCUACUGGAUUUGAAUAACAAUAGGUAGAUUUUUUUUGAGUCAUAUGUUAUAUAUUUUUGCAUAUGAAUAAAGGUAUGAAAAACAAA